Messenger RNA from Dromaius novaehollandiae (emu), 6728 nucleotides. RefSeq names its product mitogen-activated protein kinase kinase kinase 19 (gene MAP3K19). Gene Ontology annotation, molecular function: ATP binding; protein kinase activity. NCBI's taxonomy places the organism in Eukaryota, Metazoa, Chordata, Aves, Casuariiformes, Dromaiidae. The transcript is spliced from 9 exons. The record is from RefSeq and is a predicted model, not a curated record. Gene Ontology annotation, biological process: protein phosphorylation. Bases 846 to 4634 code for a protein of 1262 amino acids.
AAGGCGGCGCGGGGCGAGGCCCCGCCAUGGGCGCCGCCGCUGCCGCCUCGCGGCCGUUGGGCGCCGGCGCGGCUGGCGGGCGCGGCCUGAGGGAGCUUCGUGGAGUCGUUACGGCGCCGCGGGCCGCCGUUGCGCCUCGAAACGUCCCGGCGCGGCCCGGGAUCGUGAACAAAUCCAUCCCAGAGCCCAGCUUCCAGUCCGUUACCCUUUCUUCCCUCCCUUUCACCUAGUCUACUGCCCCCCCCCCCCAAAAAAAAUAAAAAUAAAAAUUAAGGCUCAUCAAAUCUGCUAUUUAAGGCUGCCUGAAAGGACAUAAAGAACUAUCAAUGAGAAUUUCCUGGUAAGGGGGGAGUGAGUGUUUAGAAGAAUGAGGAGACUUAACGCACGGGAGAAAACGAUAGAAACAGAAAGAAAGGCAGUCUAGGAGCGUAAAAAGGGCAUAAACGGGAGGCAGAAAGAGGCUUCGCUUUGGCUGCCGGGACUGCUGCCACCUAGUUAACCCGUGUUUGCUUUCCUGGGCCGCUCGAGCUCCUUGAGCUCCCAGCAAAAUGCCCAGCGGGAGAGUUGCCUUGGCGACGGCCUGUAAACUUAACCGGUCUGCUCGGAGCAGCAGCCGCCGCCAGAGGAGGUUUUACUCCGGGGGAGGAACUGCGUGCUCUGCGGUCAGAAAACACGCAGAAAAUAAAACCAAAGUCUGCACAAUUGCCCUGUGAGUUUCUUGCUGUCCGGUGAGGGAAAACAGCCAUGACCUAAAAGCACUCCUUCGACUGGUUCUCUGAUGCUUCGCUUCCACACUUCACUGCUGAAGCACCAGGUUUUUGGACUUUAACGCAUUGAAAAACAGUAUGUCUGACAAUGAACAAAAUAAGAACAGAAGCAAAGAAGGUUGCAGAAUUUUUGUUGCUCUUCAAAACGCAGAUAAAAUAAUGAAAGAAAUGCAUCAAUCGUACAAAGCUCUGGAAAAGAACAAUCAAGUAACACCAAUGUCCACACUGUGGUCAGAAAAACAAGCAACAUGUUUACCAAAUAAAAAAAAGUUAGCAUUGCAGAUGAGACAGCACAUGUUACCUUUAUUCCUGAAGAAAGAAGAGUACAUAAGAUGUGGCUUUGACUUCAGCUUUCUGCUACAGGCCUCAUGUCCAGAACACAGCAUUUCAAAAUCACUUAUGGAUUUAGAUGCAUUUCAGACAAUAGAAGCACGAAUACAACAAAGGUUAAAUAUAACAGUGCUAAAAACCAGGAAUAAAAGAACUGAGAAAUUACAGUUUCAUCUGCCACCACUGAUUUUUCAACCUGUAAGGACAAUUCAGCUUGCUCCUCUAGAAGGAAAUAAUGUCAACAGAAGCAUCACCAACAGAAAUAUUUUGAAUUUUAUGAAUUCUAUUCCUCUGCCUAUAAAACCAACUGCUAAAUUUUAUCAGUAUCAAUUAGACAAUCUGUUGCACACUCAAAAGUCAUCAGACCUGACUGUGGUUAGUAUUUCUGAUCAAUUCACUCCAAGAAAAGACCUGUACUCCUUCAGCCUGGAUAACUGCUGUGAGUAUCCUCAAGACAAGAAAGAAGAAAAUGAAAACAAUUUAAAAUGGAAGGAAGCUGAUGUAGCUACUAAUACCGAAAAGAAUGACCUAAUGAAAUAUCAGCUUUCAGUUACUUGUAAGAAUGUAGAUAUUAUGACACAAGACAGGUUUGGUGAUGGUGGUUAUCCGUACUUGACCUCAGGUGACACUCAGAUGAACUGUGGAAUAUUUACAGCCCUAUGUCCUGUAUCGAACAAUGCAGACACCUUAAGAGCUGGAAAUAAUGAAAAACUUGUGACGAAUUCCCUUAGAACGGGUGUAGAAGGAGAUGCUACAGGGAUGAUACUGGAUUCUAGGCCAGAUGAAGAUCCUGAGAGUACGAACUUUGUGCUUGACAAUCAUGAUUUGGGUUUUCCCUGUACAAAUGAAGCGAUGGAAGCUUGCCAUGUCUUAGAAGAUCAUUCUGUAACUGAAAUAAUUCCCAGAGUAGAAGUGCAAGAUCCUUCUAGAAAGCAAACAAAAAAUAAUGUUUGUCUCUUAGAAUUUGAAAUAGGAAAAGAAGCAAUAUCAGAAGUAACUGCAAAAGACCGAAGCAAACUUGUACCUCUUGUCCACAUUACGCUCUCUGAACAAGAACCAGCAAGGGAACCACACAUUGCUAAACAACCUACCAGAAAAAGGAGUGCCAUCCGAAGCUUGCCGCCUCAUGCUAGUCAGAGCUUCAACAUUCUUGCUCGCCAAGAGAAUGACAAAAGUAAAAUAAAGCUAAAUAGAAAUAAAUGUUCAUCUAAGUCUAAAACGAGGAGCAACAUAUCUGAAGACUUAAUUAUUUCUGAUGAGAGCUCCACAAAAUGUAACACGCACAAGAUGAGUGCCAAGAGUCAGAUUUUCCCAUCUUUAGAACUGCCAUACAUGGAAUCCGAGACUUCUCUAAAGUGUCAAAAAAAGAUACCUCAAGUAGACAAACACCGUUUUGCUCAGAGCGCUUUACAGUCUAAAAAGCAAGGUUUCCCCUGCAAUUGCAAAAAUGCAGUUAUUUUAAAGAAAUCUGCCACUCCUCUUUCUCCACCACGUGCACAGUCUGCUUCAGGUUUCAUAGAUCUGAAAUACAGUGACAUGUUCAGGAAAAUCAACUCAAAUGACAAGGGCCCAGGAAUUUAUGAAAUGUUUGGAACUCCUGUCUAUUCCCACAUGCGUGAACUUGAUCAACAUGAAAACAGAUUUUAUAGAGAUAUUUGUUCUGCUCCACCUGGAAGAUGCACGGCUAACACCUGCAAAUCUACCUGCAAUAAAGGAAGAGAGAGCAGCCGAGUAAGAAAUACUCAAAAGAGAAUAUAUUCUAAGCCAAAGAAGACCAUUCCUGACACUAAACGAAAGCAGAAAGACUUAAUUCCAAAAGACCAAAGUACGGAGUUGAGUGACAGCAACAUGGAGCAAGAUAGUGUAAUAAUUUCUAGGCCAGAUUGUCCAAUAGAGACUUCAGAGAGCAUAACAUUGUUUCACGAAGACAAAGACCAUCAGCUUCCAUUUUUAGAGGAGUUUUCACAAUCAACUGAGCAAAAUAAAUUUUUUUCUAAUUCAAACUUAUCAACUAUUAAGGAAUUCUCUUUGGAGCAGUCUUUAGACAUUCAGGAUGUAUCCAGCAGUCAGAUAUUUGCUACCUGUAGUCAGAAUCUUCCUCAAGUCCAUGAUAAAGACUCAGAAUGUGUUGCUCUAGAUAGCAAUUUAUUAACAACAGACCAGAACUUAUGUGUACCCCCGUGCGGAGUGGAUAUGGACAGCUGCAGAGGCCUGGAAUCCAAGCAGACCUCCUGCAAGACUAUAAAUAAAUGUGAAGCAUUGCCCUUUUCAGAUACACCAGAGUGUCAAUCCCCUACAAAAGCGUUAAAUCAAAGUUGGGCGCACACACCUCAAAAUGGUAAUUUGCCAAAUGAAUUGACUCAGCCUUCAGUGAUUCAGACAACAAGUGUUACAAGCCCCAUUUUCCAGGCAAGUCAAAACAUUCUGUCCUGGGCAGAUAAUAAGGACUUGACUGAUGACUUGCUUUGUUGUCUGGCAGCAGAAUUGCUAGUGCUUGAAGAAAAAGACAUAGGCUCUUCAAGAACAAAAAAUACAGGUCUGAAAGUGCAAAAUACACAUCCUAAAGAAGAAAGAAGCAUGGUGAAUGGAGAUGGCGAGACUAUAAACUGUGCUCUAGAGAAGAGUUACAGUGAAGCCUUUUUGGCAUCAAAUGAGGAAGGUGACCUGCUAAACUUCAAAGAAUCUACUAAAUUAUCUGAAAGCAGUUUGACUAACAAGGAGCCUAUCAUGUGGACGAGAGGUGAGGUGCUUGGAAAGGGAGCCUAUGGCACGGUGUAUUGUGGUCUGACAAGCCAGGGUCAAUUAAUAGCUGUGAAGCAGGUUGUUUUGGAUACCUCAGAUCAACUGACUACACAAAAGGAGUAUCAGAAGUUGCAGGAGGAGGUUGAUCUUUUGAAGACAUUGAAGCAUAUCAACAUUGUAACUUAUUUAGGAACUUGCCUGGAAGACAACAUUGUAAGCAUCUUCAUGGAGUUUGUUCCUGGUGGCUCAAUUUCUAGUAUUAUUAAUCGUUUUGGUCCAUUGCCAGAAACUGUCCUUUGUAAAUACACGAAACAAAUCCUACAAGGAGUUGCGUACUUGCAUGGCAAUUGUGUGGUACAUAGAGAUAUCAAAGGCAAUAAUGUUAUGCUCAUGCCAAAUGGUAUAGUGAAGCUAAUUGACUUUGGCUGUGCCAAGCGUUUAGCUUGGGCAAGCCUCAAUGGCACACACAGUGAGAUGCUUAAAUCUGUGCACGGGACUCCGUACUGGAUGGCACCAGAAGUUAUUAAUGAGUCUGGAUAUGGAAGAAAAUCAGACAUCUGGAGCGUGGGCUGCACCGUAUUUGAGAUGGCAACGGGAAAACCGCCGCUGGCUUCCAUGGAUAGGAUAGCAGCCAUGUUCUAUAUCGGAGCCCACAGAGGACUGAUGCCUUCCCUGCCUGAUCGAUUCUCCAGAACUGCAGCGGAUUUUGUGCAUGCGUGUCUAACCAGAGAUCAACACGAACGCCCUUCUGCUCUGCAGUUGCUGGAACAUCCCUUUGUGAAAGGAAGACAGUGAAUUUUUCAAAACUCUUGCCAAAUGAGUACAUAUUUUCCAUAUAAAGCAUGCUUCCACUUGUCAAAAAGAUCAAAUGGAACUGGACUUAAAAGUGACAGCAUAACUUACUAGAGAUCAAAUGUGCAUGAGAUGUCUGUUUAGACAGCAAUAUGAUUAAACUAACUUUAUUUUCAACAUAGAUGCUCAUUGGAGUGGGCAUUCAUUCACCAUUUCCCCUUUAGAAACUCAAGUAUGCUUUCAGAGAAGAGCAUAGGGCCAUAUGAAAAAAAAAAGAAAAGGAAAAACUAUCACCAGUCCAUGAAAAAUAAGGUAAAUUGGGAAUGCCAAUGUCCUUGCUAUCAGCAAGAAAGCAUUGCAGGUGCCAAAAGCCCUAUGCUCAAAGCCCCAUCAGCUAAAGCAGGUUGCUCAGGGCUGUGUCCGGUUGGGUUUUGAGUAUCUCCAAGGAUGGAGACUCCACAACUUCGCUAGGCAACUUGUUGCUGUGCUCAGUCACUCUAACAGUAAAACAGGCUUUUUUCAUGCAUUUAAAUGGAACUUGUAUUUAAAUUUGUGCUCAUUGCCUCUUGUCCUGUCACUGGAUGCCACUGAGAAGAGUCUGGCUGCUUCUUUUUUAACUCCCUCCCAUCAGGUUUUUGUACACAUUGACACCCACCUACCCACCCACACACCCUGCCCCCUGAGCUGUCUUUUCUCCAGGCUGAACAGUCCUAGCUCCCAGCCUCUCCCCCUAUGUCAGGUGCCUCAGUCCCUUAAUCAUCUUCAUGGUGACUCGCUGUUUAAAUGAGAAAUGGUCUGCUGCCAUUUCGAAUAUCCUUGGCCUGAACAGAGCAGUGAAUUUGAACUGCUUUGAAAAACACUUAACACUGUAAUGAGAUGGUAUGUAUUUAAUGGUGACCUGCACUGGGAAAAAGAAAUUUUACAGUUAGUAUAGCUAGCUACUACUAACUCCAUGAAAUUAAAUAAAACUCAAAGAACACUUGAUAUUAUAUUCAAUAAAACAAGGAUGGAUAGAUUUAGGUUAAAAGAUGUAUUUCGACUGUCCUCUUUCUGAUGAGGUUCAUUCCUCAAUACUUUUUAUAUUCAUGACUUCAGGAGAGUGAGCCAGUGUACAAACCAUCAAAACACUGUGAACCUUAUGCCUUUGUGAGCCCCUAGGUUCCAGGAACGAAUGCGCUAAAACUCAGCAGUUGUAACUGCUGAGGGCUGAGACCGCAUCAGCUCCAGACCCUGACUUCAGUGGCAGCAGAAAUAUAAAAUGUGGUGUUCUACAGUGUGGAAAGAAGGAAUGCAGCAAAAAGUUUUAAUUCCUCUUUCCCCAUGGAGUUAAACAUUUUAAUUACUUAAAUCACUUUCAAGUUUUAUUCCAGUAGUCUGACUUCAGGAAGUUGUUUGGUCUAAACUUAAAAAAAAAAAGUGAGGAGAAAGCAGUUCUUCUAGCAAAAUUCUUUAUUAAUAUUUUCUAUAGGUAUAAUGUCACAUGAUAACAAUGAGAGACACUUAUGCCAGUACAAGAGAAAUCCUAACAUCACAGUCAUUUUCAAAGUUCAAACAGUUGUCAGUUCCUUUUUGAAGAUACUGGUUGAUCCUCUUGCCAAAAAUCCAUGGGAACUUGAACAUCGUCAUGUUAAAGUAACUUGCAGAAUAAAGGUAGGCGCCCUGACAUAUGAUCUGAAGUGGGAUGUACGUAACUCCGUGAUGUAUAUUAAUUCUUCUCAGAUUGUGUCUCCAGAGAAGCUGCAAAGUAAAUAUGACCUUUUAAUUAGCAUGAAAUGAUACUGAGAUGACAAUCAUAAAUGGGGGGAAAAAAUGGGAAUGCUCUAGGAUGUGCAGCUAAUUAAGCAAAAAACUCCAAAUUUAAGUUAUGAAAAACCUACACCUUAUGCAUUUAUGUCUUAUAAGAAAAACUAACAUUUUUUUUGUUGGUAAAGUCUGAGAGUUCUCCAAUAUUAAAAUUACUAGUUAAUUAGAAUUUAAAGGUAAUGUUCCUUCUAGCUAAGAACACUAAAAUUAAUUUCCAUCUGAAAAGGUUUAUAAGACCUUAACCUGAGCAGGUAUUGAAAUCUGAAAGUACAUUUUUGCUUUUGUUUAACCAGA